Abrus precatorius (Indian licorice) is the source of this 381-nucleotide messenger RNA. Its product is annotated as two-component response regulator 24-like. The transcript has 2 exons. Bases 1 to 381 code for a protein of 126 amino acids. Gene Ontology annotation, biological process: phosphorelay signal transduction system. The record is from RefSeq and is a predicted model, not a curated record. Lineage: Eukaryota; Viridiplantae; Streptophyta; Magnoliopsida; Fabales; Fabaceae.
AUGGGAUCUCGCCAAUUAAAGGCACUUAUUGUUGAUGAUGACAUGGUGAUUCGAAUGAUUCACCGCAAGAUGUUGAGCAGUGCUGGAGUGCAAAAUGAAGUUGUGGAAAAUGGCAAAGAAGCAGUGGACAUUCACCACUCAGGACAAAGUUUUGACCUAAUUCUCAUGGAUAGGGAUAUGCCCAUUAUGAAUGGCAUCGAGGCAACAAAGAAACUUCGAUCAAUGGGAGUUGAUAGCAUGAUUGCUGGUGUAUCUGCGCGCGCUGUGGAAGCACAAGUACGAGAAUUUAUGGAAGCAGGACUUGAUGAAUACCUAGAAAAACCUUUGACCCUCUCUAAGCUUACUUCGAUCAUUAACAAGACUAACGAAUCGCAUAACUGA